Trichoplusia ni (cabbage looper) is the source of this 959-nucleotide messenger RNA. RefSeq lists its product as uncharacterized. The record is from RefSeq and is a predicted model, not a curated record. NCBI's taxonomy places the organism in Eukaryota, Metazoa, Arthropoda, Insecta, Lepidoptera, Noctuidae. The transcript has 2 exons. The coding region runs from base 94 to 798 and encodes 234 amino acids.
CGAGUGUAAACACGGGUGCGCGGCGCGGCGCCGUGCCUCGCGGGGAGGGUCCACGGCACUCGGGCGGCCGCCGCCGCGCGCUCCGCCCGCACCAUGUCGGUGCGCGUAGACCAUCGCGAUCGCGAACGAUUCUCGAGACAUUCUUCCCGCGCUUCCGUCGAUCUCGCUUUUCCAAGCAGUUCGACACGCGACCACUCUUUCCGCUCGGUACAUUCGGCCCGCGUGCCGCGAGCAGCCAGCGAUGAUUUGAUGGUGCCUGUGCGCACGCUACGAUCGGCUUCGUGUCGCGUAGCUCCAGGAGCGCCCCAUCGCCUGCGCCGCCACCACUCAUCAGCAGCGGAAUGCGAGCGCGCCCGUCGCUCGCGGCGCCACACGCUCGAGCUCCCCAACAGCCGCGGGCCCAGCGUCCGCAGCCGCUCGCCGGAGCCGCCACCGCCGCCGCCGGAGCCAGAAAUCCCGCCCGAGGACGCCGGCAAGGAGGCUCGGAGGCGCCGCGUCGUGGCGGCCGUCGCAGCCUCGUUCUUCGCGCUGGCGCUGGCGUCUGUCCUCGUGGUGGUGGUGACGCUGACUCACAGCUCUGUGCUUCGCGCACACAACCAAACGGCCAAGUACUACACGUUCUCCGUGCCGCCGCACCAUCCUCUCAGUGAGCCCCGUUCAUGUUGCCCCACCGUCGCCCCUCCCGCUUCGCAUGCGACUGUCUCCGACCCUGAGUGCCAGGGGCUGCGAACGUCGCCGAGGCGGCUCGUCUGCACAUCACCGCCACCAUACGCGUUCGCCAGGAGAACGAGCGCAUGAUGCACGACGUCCUCCAGGCGGGAGUCUUAAAUCGCACCCAGUCGUCGGGGUUGCGCUGACGCCGCGCUACUCGCCGCGGCCGCGGCUGGACAACGUGCGGCCGGCCGCCGCGCCGCCGGAGGAGCCACCCGAGCCGGACACCACCACCGCCACGCCGCCGC